Molecule: messenger RNA, 2914 nt
Organism: Hippocampus comes (tiger tail seahorse)
Lineage: Eukaryota; Metazoa; Chordata; Actinopteri; Syngnathiformes; Syngnathidae
Gene: nkpd1
Product: NTPase, KAP family P-loop domain containing 1
Exons: 6
Coding region: 159-2351 (730 amino acids)
Source: RefSeq, a predicted model, not a curated record
CAGGAGUAAACGCCGUCUGCACAAUAUGAUGAUGCAAAAGUAAGCAAGACUGUCUGGACUGACAAAUGAUUUUCAAGUGGGACUAAUCCUUCUUGCAUUCUGAUCACGAGAAGGUCAAACAAAACUUUUGGAGAUAUUGUACAAAAGCAUCGGUAAUCAUGCUCUCCCCCACCAAAGAUGACGUUUUUGCAUACGCCCUUUCCAAGACCUUGACCAAAGUUUCAUCCCCCGCAACUGUCGGACUCUACUCGUCAUGUCAGAGUCGAAUUAGAAGAAUCCUUGGGAAAAUGGAAGUGUACAUGUCGCAGGAAGCUUUGAGGAUCGAAGAGAACUACAAAGGAAAAUCCCGGCCUCGCCCAGUUCAACCUUCACUCUGUGGCAUGUUCGAGCUCAUUUGGCGAAUGCUGUUCCACAAGCCCAUUUGGACCAAAGAGAAUCAGGACCAUCACAACGUCCGCUUCAUUUUUGUCAACUUCAGUGCCUGGCACUUUGCGGGCAGUGACCUGCUGUGGGCCGGUCUUGCCAUACGACUCUUUCAAGCAGUGCAAAUCAAUUUUGGGACAUUACAGCUGGCAUUGUACCGGGUGGCCCAAUAUCAUGUUGAGGAUGAAAUCAAAAAGAAGAUAGUGGUGGCUGGUCCACAUAACUGGAGGUUCAAGAAGAUGUGUUGCUGCCCUCUGUUUGUUCUCAUCCUUUUCGGUCUGUUGGUAUACUUGGUAUUCGUCAUCCUUUUGUCAUCUGGACUUCUAAAACACGUAGGGGAACCGACCGCCAAGGCGAAUGGAACGACAAGCCACGUUAGCGUGUGGGAAGGCCUGAUCAUCGCUUCGUUUGGCGUUCCGGCCGCCAACGUCCUGAAGUUUACCUUCCUGAUGAUCAAGAAUCUCCUUUUCAACCAGGAGCGCAACAUCAAGAGAGGCAUGGACACCGAGCGGGUCAGCAGCAAGCUGGGCUUCAUGAAUCAAGUCCGGAAAGAGAUGUGGCUCCUCUCUCGCUUUGUCGAGUUCAUGGAGGUGUUUGAGAGGAGAAGAAUCAGAGUGGUCUUAAGGAUCACCAAUUUAGACCGCUGCGCCCCGCCCAAAAUUGUCUCCGUUUUGGAUGCGAUCAACAUCCUGCUGUCAGACGAGGACAGUCCGUUCAUUUCGAUUCUGGCCGUAGACCCGGAUAUUAUCGUACAGAAGGUCAACUUUGCAGAUGGCUGCUUUUGCAAAGAAGAACGGGCGUAUGCGCUGUUGCGGCGAAUUGUCACUCUGGCCUUCACCGUCCCGCCCCUCAGUGACGAUUCAAAGCUCCGUUUAUUUCACAGCUUGGCCGACGGUUCGAAAAAUCUCGAGGACAGGAGCGUGAACGAAGACAACCGCCAAACUGGAGGUUUUGAAUGGAACUCUUUAGCAAAUGCAUCUUCGGUUGUCCUAUUCGAGACAAAUGAAGCAAUUCCACUGAUGGGUAAAAGUGAGAUAGAUAUAAAAGAGGCGGAAGUCGAAAAUUGGGUCAAGAGGACGCUUGACGCCAAUGAAAGGAAGUUAAAGGAGUACAUCUUAGACGACUCCAUGUCCAUGAGGAGGGUGAUCAACUCUAUUCGAGUGACGGUGAUCAUCACGAGGGCUUUAAGGGCCGAGCUCCCUCAACCCGACCUCAUCGCCGCCUGGGUGGUCCUGGCCAAUCGCUGGCCCUGUCGCCUCAGUUGGAUCAUCCAGUGCGCCGAAGACGCUCAGCAGAGAAAUGAAAUCGAUCAGAACAUGGAGGCCGAAAGCCCCGAUUCCGAGAGCUUGUGGAAGGUUUUCAGCGAGUCCAGGGCGGAGCUUUACGUGAUGCGCUCUCAGAUUGAAGACUUACUCGACCAGGAUGGAGACCCGGAGAUGUUUGAGAGAUUUCUCAAGGUCGACUUCCACUUCACGAUGAAGGAUCUGAAGGCGCUCAGCCAGGUCACGGUGGACCUCAAUCCCUCGAUGAAGAGAGAGUUGUCUGUGAUUCGAGGAACAUCCAGGCUGAAAGAUUCCGGUUGGGUGAGGACCUUUGCUCCUUUGCCAAUCGCAGCUAUCAUCAAUAUGGAUUCAGAAGAUAUUUGUAAAGAGCUGGAAUAUAUGAAAUAUCCCAGAAAGUAUGCUGAGAUUGUAAAAAGCAAUCACAUCACUGGCUCAUCUCUGGUAUUUGGUGACCCCGAUGAUAUUAAAAAACUCCUCGACAUGACCUUUGGAGAAUGGACAACUUUCCGGCUCCGCUUCUUGGGUUUUCCACUCCAUCUUCAACCACAAUACAAGAACGUGCAUCCCCCUCAGAGCCACCUGUCGAGACUUCACCUACAUGGUUCUCCUCAUUCCUCGUCAAAUCCGCACUUGGCUAAUAGCUAGGAAUCCAGCACUCCCCUAAAAUAUUGCUCAACAUUUAUCUAAUAAAUUAUGUUGUGUGUGUGUGUGUGUGUGUGUGUGUGUGUGUGUGUGUGUGUGUGUGUGUGUGUGUGUGUGUGUGUGUGCGUGCAUGCAGCAUGGUGGUAAGAAUUGCGAUUAUGCUACCAAGUUGAUUUUGAUACCUCGUUUCUUGUUUUCAUAUCAUGACAAAGACUUUGUGCUCAACUUGAUACCAAAAACCCGUGAAAUGCUUCCUCUCCACAUUGGUGAGCAGAACAAAUGUGUUGAAAGGUUUUGGUUUGUCAGUGUUCAAUCAUUGAGGCAAAAAUACCUGCCGUGUGUGGCUUAUAAUUUGAUAUGAACUGCGACGGGAAUUUUAUGGACUGAAUAGCACAAGGUGUGCACUGACUGAUGAAGAGAAAAGCAAAUAUGAGCAGUGUGUGCUUGUGCGGUAAAAUGUAAAUGCAGUGUGUACAUUUUCAAAGCAAGCAGAAUCUAUCAACUGAUACUGUACGACACAGGUCGGCAAAUGGAAAAUCGGACCCUGAAUAAAUGAUGCUGACACA